UUGGUGGAUCACGCACUUGACUUUCUUUCCCCUUUUUUUUCAAUUUAAUUAAAGUAAGUAAUUAAUUUAAUCUUUUGUUGUAGGUUUCACACUUUUGGCAAUACUGAAAAAAUAAAAUAAAACAUUGAACAACCCGCAAUUUUCCACUAUAUUUUUCAUUCCCAGAUGAACAAUUUUAUUUUAAUUUUAAUUUUACCUGUAUCGAUUUUGAGAGCUUGAUGAAUUCCAGGACAAAAAUAGUUAGAUUUCUCCAAAUUAUAUGCAAAUUAUAAAAUUGAACCGAAAAAAAACGAAUUUUGAUGAAGAUGACGAAGAAAUGGUAGAAUUUGAUGAUGAUGUGAAAUGGAUCUGAAACCCUAAUAAAUCAUCAGUUUUGGAACAAGGUAACAAAUUUUCGAAGCUAUUUCAAUUGCCAUGGAUUUUAGAGACUCAUGCGUUUAUGAAGGAAACUGUAAUAAGGAAAAGAAAAUUAAUAAUAAAAUUAGUGUUUGGUGUUUAGUUUGAAAUAUUUGUGUGAAUAGUUUGGAUUGUUAUUAAUUCAGGGGAAGUGAGGUUUGGAUUGAUCAUUAGAUACUAUUUAGGUUAUUGAAACAUGCAUGCCAGAUAUCGUGGUCCGGUAAAUGGGAAUAGGUCUAGUUCAAUGGGUGUAGGAGCUUCACCUGAGCGAUUUGCGAGAGGUGGUGGUGAGUAUAGAAACUAUAGUCGGGGGCGUGGUCAGUCAAAGCAGUUUGGAUUGCCUCAUGGAAAUGAAAUUUUCAUGGAAGCUGGACGGCUAGCGGCUGAGUACCUUGUAUCCAAGGGAGUGUUGCAUCCAAGUGCUUUAGCUGGGAAAUAUCAAAAUGGUAGCUUAAAUAAUUCGGUUGGAGAGUUUCAGGGGUUUAGGUCACAGGAGGCUGAUUUUAUGGGGGUCCCUGUUGAAGGUCGAAUAUCAGCUAUUCCUCGUUUGGGGAGUGCUGCAGCUGAUGUAGGUCAUGGUAGGAAAAGGUUUCCGGAGGAAUAUAAUUCAAUGAGUUCAAGAAGUUUUGUGAGAGAAAGUAGAAGAAAUGAAACUGCUAGAAAUUAUGGCUCUGAGUUCGAUCGAGAAUUAGGAAGAGUUGGGUCGUGGAAUAGAGUCAGAAACUCUCCUGAUGUGGAUGCUCAAGAUAAUGCUUUUUCAGGGAAUAGAGCUGAACAGAAAGUAGCGAAGAAUAGUGAUGCGGUGUUGCAAAGUUCCCCUCCCAGGAAAAUAGAUCCUGUGAUUGAGAGUUCAGGGAACUCAUUGAUUGAUUCAGACUCUGCAGGCCAAAACAAGGCAGGGGAUGAUGCAGGUAAAAAGGCAAGUCCUAUUAGAAUUGAAAUUAAUCUUCCAUUAGAGGAUGAACGACAACAUACUGAGAAGUGUAUUGAAAUGGAAACCUCAAAAAUAGAAGUUGAUCAGGUUGCUGUUUCCAACGAUUAUUGUGAUUUGGAGACAAAAUCUGCCAAGGAGGACAUAGAAGUUGAACCGUGUACUGAAGAACAUAUGCAUACGAGCAAGAGUACUGAAGAACAUACACAGAUGACCAAGAGUAGUAAUAAUUUACUUAGUGUCUGGAGGUUUGAGCAUGUUCCCAAGAAAACCCGCUCUUCAUUGGCAAAUAGAGUUCUGAAGGUUUUUGAUAAUGCAGUCAUCAAAGAUGAGAACGCCCGUGAGAUGGAGCUUCCUAAGGAUACUCAAAUGCAUUCAGAACUGAACCAUGUGGAUGUUUCUGCAGGUGUAAUUUCAUCUCCUCAUAGUCAUGAUGCAAGAAACCUUGAUUCUGGCAAGUCGGAACCUCUUGAUUUGGAGGAAGAAUCACGUUCUUCUCAAGUCAUUAAGCAAGUAAAUGAGACGGAUUCCUCGUCUCUUGGAGACAGCAUGGUAAUAAAGGAGGACGAAACAAUUGUGGAGUUACGUGGAUUUGAAAGUUGCAAUUCUAUUAACUUGGAAAGAGGAGAGAAACGAGCACUAGAGCAUGACGAUGAUUGUAUAGGGAGAACUAAGAAACCUAGAGAAUUGGUUUCAUCUAUGUGUUCUCUGUCAGAUGCUAUUCUGUACCAUUCUAGUUCCAUGGAAGACUGGUCGAAUUCACAGGAACCAGGGACUUCGCAUGGCGAGGGAGUGCUAUUGUCAUUAGAUGAGAAGAAGUUGGUUGACAUUCCUCUGGUUACCAAGAGUGAUUUGGAGUCAGGCACUGACUUUACAGGAAAACAACUUUUUCCAGGCUCCUUGAAAACUUGUGACCUCAAUCUUUUGGAAGCUUCUGUUGUGAAUGAGACUCAAAAUGCUGAUCCUGUUAAUAUCUUCCCAGGGAUAACUGGAAGUGUAAAAGAAGAAGCACCAGUUGAUAUUGAUCUGACCAUGAGCAGUAACUGCAAUACAGCUAGUCAAUAUGCUAAAUCUGCCUUUGAUCAUAUUGACAUUGAGGUGAUUGAUUUGGAUAAUGAUUCUGAACAAGAAGACAAGGCUUUGAAUAAUCCAGAUACAAGGUCUGAAGUUGUAUUUACUGGAUCAGAUGGAUUUUCUAAUAACCCCCAUGGUACCAACGAUACUACUGAUGUUCAGGACGGUUAUGGACUGAUGAUAUCAGAAUUGCUUGGGAAUGAUAUACCAAGAUGUUCUUCUGUACCAGAAAAUAUGAAUUCUUUUCACAAUGAUAUGGGCCCGCAUAAUGGAGAGGGAGUGCUUGGAGAUGAUGAUUCAAUAUAUAUGUCUUUGGGAGAAAUACCGAUAAGCUUUCUGACGGCCUGGGAGCAGCAGACACAAGAAUUCGGCAAGCCAUUUUAAGCUACAACCUUUCCAGGUUUUCAUGAAAUAUAUUAUACAAUAAUCAUCUGUAUGGCUAAAUUUAGCUGUCAAAGGUUAGCUUUAUGCUACAGUAACUUCGUGUAUAUUUCAUGACUUGUGUAAGAUCCUCACUUCCACCUGAUGAAAGUACUGUCCGCGCACCCCCUUCCUCGUCUCUUGAAGGGAGGUAGUCAAAUGUAUUUUCUUUACUCCAUUUCUGUUUCACUCGUUUUUUCUGUCAUAAUUUGUCCUCUCUUGAAUAAAAGUUUAGCAGUUCUCUGA
Solanum lycopersicum (tomato) is the source of this 3067-nucleotide messenger RNA. The record is from RefSeq and is a predicted model, not a curated record. NCBI's taxonomy places the organism in Eukaryota, Viridiplantae, Streptophyta, Magnoliopsida, Solanales, Solanaceae.